AUGCUCCUCCAGAUGAUCCUCGACUCCCGUGGCCUGCUGAACGCUGAGGCCGAUGGAGUGGACGACGUCAUUCGCGGAGUGGACACCGUGGCUGUUGAUGCCGGCUCGGGCGACCGGUCCAUUCCGGAGGCGGCAGGCAAGUCGGUGGGCAAGAAGAAGGCGGCCAAGACGAAGACAUCGGGCAAGACCGCUGACAAGCCCAGUCUUCACGGUGCGGCAUUCGCCCAACGGAUAGGCGUGAUCUUCAGCGCCAUGUACAACAUGUUUGUGGACGCUGACACACUGAAGAUGGUCCACGAAGUCGCCGGCACGCUGGCGGGCUCGGCCGCAUCCCCCGCUGAAUGGGCUUCGACCGAGCUUGGACAAAUCGUCCGCUUCGCCGACGACCGCAGUCAAGACCGCGUGCGCGAAAUCUUGACCAACUACACCGACGAUGGGCUGCAGGAGCCGAGAGUGUUCACCAGGAUACGGCAGGAGAGGACAGCUUUCCUCUACACCCACAUGGGCAAAGACACCAAGCCCGAGAUUUGGUCUCGAGCCAUGGGCCUGGCUUCGUUUUGCCAAGGCGAAGGCAUCGAGGCGAACGCCAAGAUGAGGCGUCAUUUAUCGUGGUGGAAGCUGCGUCCGGAGCGCCUUCAGGGCGACUUCGGCAAGCUCUCGCCAAGGGUGACCAAGCAUCUCGAGGCUGGCGCCCACAGCGGCCCAGGCGAGCCGAAGGUAGCAAAUGCCUUACGCCAGAACGCAUGGUUCGGCACCGCCCUGGAGGAGCUCGCCCAGAUGUGCGGUGCAUUUUUGGCGGCGACUAGCACUUCGGUGCCCAAGGCAACACCCCACCUGGACAUCACUAUGCAAGUAGGGGAUGCCCUGAACUUCUGCGACGCCCUCCUGACUGCUUCUCCAUCGAUGGGGACCGCGGAAGACUGCGCAACUAGUGCGGUAUUUGCACCAAUCUCCUUCCAGCAAGGGUCGGUGCAGCCGCUGCACCUCCGGGCAGGCAUUUUCAGUUACCCGCCACAAUUUGACGUCAUCAACACCAGCAAUCUUGCGGAGCACCUCGGCACGGUCAACGUUUUGGUGGCUUCUUCGCCGCUCCUGAAGACACUGCCGCACGCCGUGCUUCUUACAAGCCUUUUGGCAUCGACGGCAACCUUGCACCUGUACGAUGGUUUAGCUGACUUCCAGGCGAAGCUCUUAUGCAUGAGCUCCCACACCGCCGGGAUCUUGCUCGGUGUUGUACCCGUAUCGAGCCUUUCGUCCGUGGUGGGACAUGCGGACACGAUGGCCUUCCUGUCCGGUACCUUACCUACCCAACAAGACGGGUCUUCGGGGUCAUCAUCCACGCAAUUGCGGCUGAUGUGGAAACGGCCAUCGUCGGAUCUCACGUCACCCAUGCCUGCGGCAGCCUCAGUGGAUGUCAGCCCAAGCGACUUUGCCAGCCUUACCCUACCGGUCUACAAGGCUAUGUUCUCCCACAUGCCAAACAUGUCGAUGUUCGGGCUCGACGACAAGCAGCUCCUCCUUUCUGCGGCGACCAACAAGUACUUCACGUCGGUCUCAUUUGCGCGUGUCUUAGCCUUGGCUGGCCGUCGGUUGCGCCUGGGGUCUGCUCACUUUGAGGCGGCACGGGUUUCCAUCUUCGAAAGCAGCGGAUUGGUGCUGGCCCUGAAUCUUCGGCAGGAACAGACCGUUCUCCACCAUUCUACCCGUAGCGACUUCGUGGUCGACCACUCCAUUGAGCUCAUCCGCGACGUAUGGAUGAUUGAAGGCUCCGGUCUGGUCUACAAGGUCACUCUGCGCAUGGCAGAUGAUGGGGCAAGGGAUGUGCUGGCUGCGGGUGGUGCGGCGGUGGAUGAGAAAGCGGGAGGUCUCUGCUCGGUGUGUGUCAAGCUUGGGGGGAGGUUUGGGCACUUCACGCACUUCCCGUUUCCCGUCAAGAAGAGCGCUAUCAACCUGAAAGUUAGCAAGCGCCAGGGCCACGCUAUCUUCACGGUACCGCCUAGUGGAAGCCCCGCCCAGAUCCCAGUGACUGCGCUGGCGGGCCUGCCGUCGAGCUUGUUCUGGUCACCUUGUGUCCCUCUGGCAUCGUUGCCGAGGUUAGACUUCCAGGCGGAGUGGACUCACGGGCAGGUCAUGGGGGGCAUGUCGAUCAUCAGGGGAAAGAAGGGCGGACAUGACGCCGCCUCCCGCGGCCUCAAGGAAAUCAAGGGUAUGGGUUGUCGGAGGUACUAA
Molecule: messenger RNA, 2229 nt
Organism: Ectocarpus siliculosus
Lineage: Eukaryota; Phaeophyceae; Ectocarpales; Ectocarpaceae
Source: the annotation of a GenBank genome assembly